Molecule: messenger RNA, 675 nt
Organism: Eruca vesicaria subsp. sativa (arugula)
Lineage: Eukaryota; Viridiplantae; Streptophyta; Magnoliopsida; Brassicales; Brassicaceae
Source: the annotation of a GenBank genome assembly
AUGGACAUUUGUGGUCAUGCAACAUUAGCAUCUGCUCACGUUCUUUUCUCAAACGGUUUAGUUGGUUCCUCUGACAUAGUCGAGUUUGCUACUCAAUCUGGCAUUCUGAUUGCUAAAAGGGUUCCAGAAAAAGGUUCUUUUUUGGUGGAACUGAGUUUACCUGAGAUUCUUACAUGUGAAUACAACUCAAACGAUGUCUCCAUGUUCUCCAAAGCCUUAAGUGGAGCUACCAUUGUUGACAUCAAGGGAACUACAACAGAUAGCGCCGUCUUAAAAGCCUUGAAUGGAGUUGCCAAGGCAACUUCAACCGACAAAAUCAUCGUUGUGCUUUCAUCUUGGGAGGCUGUGGCUGAGUUGCAGCCAAGAACUGAUGAUAUCAUGAAAUGCCCAGGCAAAGUGAUGAUUGUUACCGCUGCUGCUCCUGAAGGAUCUGUGUAUGAUUUCUGCAGUCGACUCUUUGCUCCUAAACUAGGGCUCAUUGAGGACUCUGCAUGUGGAAGUGCGCAUUGUGCUUUAGCACAUUACUGGAGUCUCAAGAUGAACAAAUGUGAUUUCGUCGCCUACACUGCUUCGCGUAGGAGUGGAGAACUGAAGGUUCAUUAUGAUAAGGAGAAGCAGAGGGUCUUGCUCACAGGCAAAGCUGUGACUGUGAUGAACGGUUCUGUCUUAGUUUAA